AUGGAAUUUGAGCUCAAGCAGCAGCAGACGCUACUGUGCUCGUUGCGCGUGUUUGUGGACACUCUACGGGACAUUACAGAUACCUCAGAUGCUAAUCUCAUCCACCACAAUGUCUUGGAGGCUGUACGCGUCUUGUGUGCGUCUUUUGAGACGCAUAAGAGCGUCCAAUGGCACGAUAUUGCGUGGAAACGCGGGUUAGUGCCCAUUUUCCAACGUCUUUGUCUCUGUAUGACGCGGUUGAACCAGCUAGAGGCACAGGAAAGGAAGCAAAUGGGACCACAGACGCUUAGAAAAGCGGAAAAGCCCAAGGCGCCUGCGGAUCUAUUGAGUUUGCGAGACUAUUCGGUCUUACAGGCGGCAGUUGAACUGCUGUUUUGUUGGGGUGCGUACCCUCGUGUGGCUGCAGGAGUGCUAAUGCCUAUUGAAAAGAGGAUGCCAACGCGCACUCUAAAGAUUUCCACGGACGUGCUGAUGUGGGGAGAUCGUGAAUAUACUCGAGUUGUUAUGGAUGAUGAGGUUCAGAGAGAGGAGACGACAAGCGAGCUACUAGAGAUCACUCAGGUAUUGCUGCAGUUACUAUCACUGCCACAGUUUCAGCCAAUUCUACUGUCCAAGUACGUGGUGGAGUUGCUAGCCCUGCUCAUUUAUGGAGAAGUUGCGAUGGAUACAAAGACAGCAACACCAGUUCAAACGGAAUGUAUCCGGCUGAGGGAGAUGAUGAUGCGCGUGCUUCCGAUGCGUAUGAGCAUGAGUAGUCUGCGGGCUGCACUCGGCCAGGUCACACCUGCAGCAAGUGAACAGGCGGUGGGUCAGCGGUUCAAGGCACGGUGCGGCAACUUGUUGUCUCGGUUGCUGAUGGAAAACGGAGGAAUUGUGGCUACGAUAGAAAUAUUGCUAGGAGCAGUGGAAGAGGGAAACACACAAGCUAGAAUGCAGGUUGCCGCUCUGAUCGGCCAAUGUCCGAGCGGUGAAGACGCGGAAAGGUAUGCAACCGCUUUAUGCAAACAAGUAUGCGAGCUACUGCUUGCAGCCGUGACUCCUGAAAAGGGAAAUACCACCAGCAAAUUGCUGGGUGAAAUGGCAGCAUUGCUUGCCGAUCAAGUGGCAAUACGGCAUCCCAGGCUAUUCGACACACAAAUUUUGUCUGUACUGUUCCGCCCGUUGCUGAUCUAUGAGGAUAGCCGUUGCGAUGCAAGUGUCCCAGCCAGAGAGGCGAGUGAGGAAGCUUUGACUUGCUGCGUUGGUAUCGCCCGACUGCUCAUUUGUGGUCCACCUCCUUCUCAACGAUUCUUGCAAGCACUCGCCCCAAUUGUUCGCCCACUUCUACAUAUGUACGCGUUUGCUGCAAGCAGCAAAAGCUGUCUAGCCACACCUCUUCGCACGACGCUCACUACGUGGAUUCGUUCGUGCUCAAGUGCGGCAAUUCUUCUUCAAGUAGCUGUACUUCCCGUAACACUACCUCUCCAGCCAACUCUAGCAACUUGCGGCUAUGAACGAAAUUAUACUGAAGACGCUUGGAGACCCCUGCGGCAAUUUUGUGCCGGAGGAGGUGGCGGUAUAUCGCUACGGCUCAUUCAGGCCUCUACUUCGUCAAUUGGCGAAACAAAAGGUGCACCUGAGUCGCUGAAGGCGUUGAUAAUGCCUCUGGUGGAACUUUUGGGUGACAAGGAACUUCAAGACUCGGAAGUGGUGGGUGAUCUGUUUUCAUCGCUCUUAUUGACGUAUAUGCACGUCCGGAAGGCUGGCGAGGUAGACUCCAUCGAUUUUGGCGCUCCGAAUGGCAGUGCACCAUCAGCAUUGGCAUUGUAUGAAUUUAAGAAAAACCCUACAAGCGCCGAAGGUGUCGAGAUAGUCCUGAUGCUGUUACUGGCGCUCAUCGAGUGCUUGGGACCAUCCGUGUUACGCAGCGCUUCUACAGUGCUGCAGUGUAUUGCAACUGUAUUAAAGGUAUACAACACUCCUGUACCGCAUAUCGUGGACAAAAAGCAGCAAAGUGAGAGCAUUAUACAGACAGGGCAUACUGAAAGUGAGGAAGAAGGAGAUGAGAUCCUGACGAUAUGCCUAGGAGUAGUGAUGACCAUUUUGGAGGUGGGGUCGUCGCUUCGCAGCGACUCAGAGGAGCAACAGCUUUGUGCAAUGCUGCCGGUGCUAGAAAAGCUGUCUCGCCACCCGCGACCUGAAGCUGCAGAGCUUGCCAGCAAUGCACGUGCGCAGAUUUUGAGUCGUAGUGCGGCGAAAAAUAGUGACACAAACACAACCGAAGCUGGCAAACAAAGUUUUGAAGAAGUACUGCAGAAGGCUGAACGAGAUCUUUCGAGUGAGCUGGUACCGCUGCGGGCACGUGGCGUAGUAACGCUGACAAGACUUGUGCGUCAGAGUCAUUCGCAUGCAUGCGAUGCAGAGUGGAUACCCCGCGUGCAUACUCUAGCUCGCGUCUUCUUGCUUCAUCUGCAAGAUUCAGAAAGUUAUGUGUUUCUUGCUGCUGUACAGGGUUUGGCAGCACUAGCCGACACGCAUCCCAAUGUGGCAAUUCCUGCCUUGGUGAAAGCACUGGGAGACUUGAAUAACUCAUUGGAAUCUCGCAUUAAGCUAAGUGAAGCAUUGCUGUUCUCAGCAAAACGAUGUGGCGAAACGCUUUCCAAGUAUGGCAAGCUGUUUGUAUAUGCAUACUUGGAUUGCAUCCGCCCUUCUUCAUCCAUGAAAAAGCGUGUGGAAUGCAUUCAGAAAGAAGUUAGCAAGCGUGUCCAGCUUGUUCAAGAGGUUGAUAUUGAUGAAAGAAAAGUAGCAGAAAGAGAGGAAGCCGAGUACCCCGAUAGCGAAUAUCAGAGUGAACAGGAGCUUCUUGCUGCCGCUACUCUGCGGGCAAGCUGUCUGUCGAAUCUGGCCGAAGUAUGCGCACUAUUGCAGUGGGGACUGCAACCAUACCUGAUGGACGUGCUCACGUGUGUGUUUGGCGUCAUGCAGUUGGAACUCGAGCUUAACGCGAAGCGUCGACCAAUGUCUGCUGGCGGCGAUGUCAUUGAGGACGAUGAUCAGAAGUUGCGGAGACACCUGGAGGAUGAGCGGCAGCAGCGCGUGGUCACGGUGCGGCGUGGAGCUGUAUUUGUGCUGCGGUAUCUUGUCGAAUUGCUUGGCUGGAAGAUGUUGGAAAUCAUGCCGGAUCAGUUGUCGCCAUUGUACCAUACACUCAAGCACGUGGCGCGUGUGGACUGGGAUGAAGUGGUGGUUUUUCAUGCUAAACGAGCGCUGAGUGCGCUGGACAAUGUCAUGCGAGCCGAACUCUUUUCUCAAGUGGAACAGCAAGACACAGCCUUUGGUAUCUCGAGUCUGCGCAUUCUGUGA
Peronospora farinosa is the source of this 3342-nucleotide messenger RNA. The record is from the annotation of a GenBank genome assembly. Lineage: Eukaryota; Oomycota; Peronosporomycetes; Peronosporales; Peronosporaceae.